AUGCCGGAGCUUUAUGAAAAAUCGUGCGCGGUCGCAAAUUGCGGAGAAGCGGUCAUCGACAGAUUGGCCGAGUGUGAAUGGUGCUGGAAGGUGUACUGUAAGAAGCAUGACAAGGUGGGCUUUCACUUAUGCAGACAAUGGCCUUAUGGUGCUCACAAUCUAGACGAGAAGCGGGCGAUCAAAGCUCAAGCUCGUAAAGCAUAUUACGGUGGCGUCAUAACUCAAAUAGCCAAACAUCAAAACUUCCUCGUCCAUGAAGCUGAAACCCUUCGUCCUGGUCAUUCCUGUCAGCUCACCAUCCCUCAAGAUCUUGAUGCUUUCGCGGAAUCUAGUAAGAUUGGAAUCUUCAACCUCCACUUUCUUAUCACCUUCAAUGACGGAGUGAAAUGGCUUCUUCGAGUACGUCAAGAUAAAGGUCAUCGACCACCUGCAGAAAUAGCUCGCACGGUCAUAGAAAGUGAAGUUGCGACUUUAGGUGUUUUGAAGGAAGGGGGUCUUCCCGUGGCAAAAGGGUACCUACCACUGUCUCUGGAAACCUCGGAGGGAGAAAAACAGAAAUUACCUUUCGACUAUUUCUUCUGCGAAUUUCUUGAAGGAACACCUUUCAAAGUGCCUCGUGCAGAUUGGUAUGGAAGCAUCGACCUUCAAGGUGAUAGACUAUUACACUUCAUCGAUGAAUACGCCAAAAUCCAAAUUCAGCUUUCUGAUCAUCCUCUUCCUUUCACCAGGAUCGGAUGUCUCUGUUACGAGCAUGUUGACAAUGGAGAUCGUCCAGUCAAGGUAGGACCAAUCGUUUGCCGAGGGACAUUCAUGAAGACACAAUCACCCUAUUUCUUUGGUCCAUUCUCUACCAACAAAGAACGCUAUCUUGCAAAUAUUGAUGCUACUCUCAACUACGAUCGACACUAUGCACCUAAAACACUUCGAACACUGGACAGAUACCUUUGGCACCUGGAGUUGAGAGAACUCGUUAAUGCUUGUAACGUGCUUGAGGAGGAGCCGAAAGAGGUAUAUAUCAAGCAUGAUGAUGAGAAGGGAGAUCAUUUCUUGGUGGAUGAAGAGGAGAAGGUUACCGGUAUCAUUGACUGGGAAUGGGCAUAUGUCACUACCAAAGCAGAAGCUUUCGCAAGUCCCUGGUUAUUCUACCGAGACCAAAACUAUCGUCUAGGAAGUAACGAGCUUACUUCAGAUGAAGAGCUCCUCAUAGAGGUCUACAAACGAUACGAUCGACCGGACUUAGCGGAUUGCGUGCGAAAUGGUAGAUUAUAUGCUCGACUUGAUCAGAUUGGGCAUUAUGAGCAAACUUUGCCGAAAUCGGGAUUCAGGGAAGUGUUUGGGAAGGAUAUUCUAGGAGUGUUUGAUCCUCCCAGAGCUGAUGUCGAUUGGAGGGUGUACAUGAUGAAGAGAUGCAAGAAUGAUAAAGGGUUAAUUGGCAUGAUGAAGAGAUGUAAAUGGCCCUUGGAGCGGGCUGAGAAAGAAGCGGAAACUUGGAAUGCAGAGCAAGGGAAGAAAAGGGCAGAUAUGAGGGAGCUCGAGAAAGCCAAGAACAGAAAGUCUAGGAAGGCAAAGCCAGAUCCCAAGGCAGAAUCACAAGCUACAGAAGAGCAAAGCCUUGAAGCCACCAAUUGGCAAGAUGGUAUUACCUUGGAGAAGUCAGUAUCUCAUUCGGUUUUGUAG
Molecule: messenger RNA, 1677 nt
Organism: Kwoniella mangroviensis CBS 8507
Lineage: Eukaryota; Fungi; Basidiomycota; Tremellomycetes; Tremellales; Cryptococcaceae
Exons: 5
Coding region: 1-1677 (558 amino acids)
Source: RefSeq, a predicted model, not a curated record